UACAUAUUCAAAAGGCGAAAGAUGAUGACACUUUUCCCAAAUAGAAACGUUUCCGAAGUUUCCUUGUUUAUACAUCUCGAUCAGGCUUGUUGAGGACACUCAUAUUCUGGAUUAAGGAAUAUUGUCAUAAAAAAGCACAUGAUUUGAACGAUAAAAACGUUUUACUCGAGCACAAAUAUGGAUGACGAAGAAGCUAAUGGGACAUCGACAACUUCUUCGUCUAACAAACCUCCAAGACCUCCACCACCCAAUAUAAAACGACCUGCUAGUAUUGCCCAGCACCUUGAUGCUCUUCAGGGGCUGAGGCCGGAAAAGGUUCGCUGGUUUUUCAAGGAAGAUAAAAAGUGGGUUCCAUUCUGUGGAAGUGAUUCGCUUGCAAUAGAGGAGUGUUACAGGAAGAUUGAUGAACUUGAGAAAUGUACUCAAGAUUCUGACACAGAGAUACCAUGUAACAGUCGUAAUUUGUAUGACCAUCCUAUAGUUAAAGGAGGACUGUUCGAAGUAGAUGUUGUUGCCAAAUUGUGCACACCUUUAUAUUGGAAAGAAACUAGCUUAGAGGUAUGUAGAGGAACAUGGUUCAUAGGAGCUCCCAGCUCUCCUGAUCUUUGGCAACCAAUUACAGAGGAAAGUGCAGAUCAAAUAGAGAAUUCACAUCAGACAAUAUGGAGGGCAAUGGGACUUCAUGUAGGACCAAUGGAAGAAGAUAAUAAAGCCAGAACAGAAGCAUUAGGGAGACUCACUCUGAAAGGCUACUAUGUGGAAUGGAAUGAUAUCACUGAUGUUUGGUUAUACUGGGAUGACAUCAAGUCUAGGAUUAUCAGAGGUGUUGGUACCAAGAUUGGACUUUCCUCAGCUGCAAGUCCCCUUCAUCGUGGCUAUCAUACUGAUGCCAUGGAUGUAGAUAAACCAUGUGAAAUAACCCAUUUGGUGUUUGUUGUCCAUGGUAUUGGCCAGUUAUUGAAUAUGAGCAACAUUGUAAAAAAUACUAAUGGCUUACGUUCUUGUAUUGGAACAGUAAUCGAGAAGAAGAUACCUGGCUUUCCAUCUAAUCAGCGUGUGGAGUUUUUACCAGUAGAAUGGAGAACGUCUUUGAAACUUGACGAAGGUACAAUUGAGUGUGUUACACCUAAAACUGUAAGUGGUAUUCGGAACCUGCUAAACACUAGUAUGAUGGACAUUCUUUAUUAUACAAGCCCAUUUUACAGAUAUGAGAUUAUCAACGCUGUACGUGACGAAAUAAAUCGUCUCUACGAUGCCUUUUGUAGGCGCAAUCCAUACUUCAAGGAAAAGUAUGAUAAGGUGUCCAUAGUUGCUCACUCACUGGGUAGUGUAAUAACCUACGAUAUACUAUCAUUAUGGGAUAUUGAAGAAAGGAAUUUAUCUGAAAAAGAGUUACCAAGUGCCACAGGAUUUCUUACUGAGAGCUUCACAUUCCUUAAAACUUUAGCCAGUCAAGAAGAACUGCAACCUUCGAGUUCUUCGAAUGAGUUUUCUCCAACUUCAUMUAAGAUAGAGAAGAACAAACCCAAGGAAAAUAUACGCGCUGAACUAGCAAAAGCACGGAAUAACGUCAUGGAGUUAGAAGCUAUGUUAAAAGCUACACUAGAAUUUGACGAAAACAAAGAAAACCCUACAGGGGAUUCAGACUGUCCAUAUGCUUUACGUUUUAAGAUAGAAAACCUUUUCAACAUUGGUUCUCCUCUGGCGGUGUUUUUGGCUCUUCGUGGUAUCCGUCCUCAAGAUGACGUUGAAGAUCAUGUGCUUCCCAAGUCUGUUUGUAAGAGAAUAUUCAACAUUUACCAUCCUGCUGACCCAGUGGCCUACAGAUUAGAACCUCUUAUUUGUGAGGACUACGUCUCCAUCCCACCAAUCAAAUUACACCGUUUUGAUCAAACUAAAAUUGGUUAUGCUCAAGAAAACAAGCCCCCGAGCUCGGAAACCAAGAGUUCUUGGAGUCUCUUUAAUUAUCGAGCUGGAUAUAGCAAACAGAAGGAAAAUUCAGAAGACAGCAGGUCAAGGUCUGCAUCAAUAAGCGACGGAAGUGAUCAACCAGAUGAAGAAAUUGUCAUUGUCGACCACGCACCUGGACCCGAGUUUCUUAAAGGUGAACCAAGCAAGGAAACAGUAYCUGAAAAGAAAGGUGGGUGGAUGUCCAGUUGGUUUGGAUCUAAACAACCAAAGAGYGUUGAUGAACAGGACGGUCGAAGUGACCCUGAUGGAGCAGAAGGAUCGYCYAAACAAAAAAAGUGUGAGCAUAUUGUUGUACCUAAUAAAGUAAUGAAUGAACGUCUGGAUUAYGUCCUCAAAGAAGGUUACAUGGAGAAUAACUACCUCUCUGCCGUAACUUCUCACAUUUCAUACUGGGGAUCGUGUGAUGUCGCAAGAUUUAUCUUGGAAAACUCAUUGGACUGUGAACAGGGAGAUGUGGGCUCAGAUAACUAAUAUCGUUUAUAACUAUUAAAGACAAGAUAGCAAAAUUGGUUAUGUACUUCUGAUUGAGUUGUUUGUAUUGAAGAUAAAGCACAAUGUUGUCUAGGAUAG
Messenger RNA from Exaiptasia diaphana, 2541 nucleotides. RefSeq names its product phospholipase DDHD1. The transcript is spliced from 12 exons. The coding region runs from base 178 to 2442 and encodes 754 amino acids. Gene Ontology annotation, cellular component: cytoplasm. Lineage: Eukaryota; Metazoa; Cnidaria; Anthozoa; Actiniaria; Aiptasiidae. Gene Ontology annotation, molecular function: metal ion binding; glycerophospholipase activity. The record is from RefSeq and is a predicted model, not a curated record.